Messenger RNA from Drosophila eugracilis, 2314 nucleotides. RefSeq names its product alpha-L-iduronidase. The record is from RefSeq and is a predicted model, not a curated record. The transcript has 4 exons. Gene Ontology annotation, molecular function: L-iduronidase activity. Gene Ontology annotation, biological process: carbohydrate metabolic process. The coding region runs from base 111 to 2024 and encodes 637 amino acids. Lineage: Eukaryota; Metazoa; Arthropoda; Insecta; Diptera; Drosophilidae.
GGAAGGUGAGAGAGCCACUCUUAUCAACAGCGGCAUCGCCAAAUCGAAGCCAAAACAAAAAUCGUCAUUAAUCCUGCAAAGAAAGUCGAGCGCAUUGCUCAUAGCACGGAAUGCUGCCGCUGCUCCUGAUUUUGGCGACUUUUGUCAGGAUCCAUGCCCACUAUACGAGCGGAGAUGUUGUCUAUCAUCCGAUGCCACACUUUUGGACGGGCGUGGGCUUCUGUCCCGCCGGCCAGAUCGAUCACGUUGGAAUUACCUUCGCCCUGGCAGACCCUGCUCUCCGAUAUAACCUUCGACAGAUUGCCGCGUUGCCCGUGGGUGCUGUGACCCACAUUCGCAUACACUGGCUGCUUGAGCUGAUUCAAUUCUGGCAAUACGACCCCAGUGGAAUUCCGAUUUAUGAUUUCUCCAAGUUCGAUGACUUCAUUGAUUUCCUGCACGAGGAACUGCGCUUGUCUCCUGUGGUGGAGUGGAUGGGCAAUCUGGGUGGGGUCUUUAUCGAAAACCCUAUGCAGCAAUCCUUUUACUGGGAACAUUUGGUUAAGUCGACGAUUAACCACCAGAUAGCCCGUCAUGGUUCCUCAAGAUUAGUUAACUGGCGCUACGAGACCUGGAAUGAACCAGACCUUCAUGGGUAUAAUAAAUUGAACUUCACGGCUGAAUCUUACCUGGAUUACGUUCAAGCCGUACGUCGAGGUCUAAGUAAAGCUGGAAACCUGGACAACCCAGACGGAAAGCUGCAGCUGCCCAUGUAUCGGUCCUUGCGAGGUCCUGCGGGGCUCUUUAAGGACUUAAGCAAUCAUCCGCUUUGUUGGAAUCUGUUGAAGCUAUGCAGCCAAAGAGUUGUGUACUGUCCUAUCGAUGUACUCACCUUUCAUAGAAAGGGCAUCGAGGGCACUGCCACGGAAAUCGUUAAUGGUUCUCUAUCUUUAAUGGCAAAAAUCUACGAGGAGUAUCCAAGUCUUAAACAACUGCCGGUGGCCAAUGAUGAGGCUGAUCCUGUUGCUGGUUGGAGUACUCCGAGAGAGUUCCAAGCAGAUGUUCGGUAUGCAGUUACCCUAAUGUCCAUGGUGAUGCAGUUCUGGCAUGCCAAACUAGCCGCCAGUCCACUGAGCAAGUUAGAGUCGAUUAGUCACGACAACGCCUUUCUCAGUUACCAUCCCCACGAGUUCACGCAGCGCACACUCUUAGCCCAUUUUCGGAUGAACGAGACCCAAUCACCGCAUUCACAGCUCAUUCAGAAACCCGUCUACGCUGCCCUGGGAAUGCUAGCCAAAUUGGGCAACCGGGCUGCAGAUGUGGAACUGGUCAACAUGGAUACCAAGCAUAGCGUCGAAGUUCUUCGUACAGUCUCGAAUGGAGUGGGCGGCCCUGGUCAGUACAUGGCCACCAUAUUCCUGAGUCCCGAGGAGGCGGGCCCAAAGAUGACUGCCUUCCAUCACAAAUACACACUAAACAUGUCAAUAGCAAAUGAGUCGGCCUUUAUCACGGAGCUCUUAGUGCCGCAAACAACGGAUCCUUAUUACGUGUGGCAGCAGGAAGGAAGUCCAGCAUAUCCCAACGCCACUUUAAGGGAAGCCAUGCGAAAGGCGCAGACACCUAGACUUUACAAGACCGGUCCCAUCUGGCAAUACAACAGCGAGCUAGUUAUCAACUCCGCCAGCAUCCCACUGCCCUGGGCAAUGCUGCUUCGAGUGUGUUCCGCAUCGUGGCCAAAGCUGCGUCGGCCGCAGCAACUUUCCAUCGCGGAGGUAACUCAUCGUGAGGUGUUCAUCAGCUGGAUGGAACAUCCCAAAUCCACACAGUGCCUUCUCAGCUACGAGGUGUGGUUCAAGGAACGUGACAAUAAUGGCCUCUUCGCCGAUUGGUUGCUCAUCUCCCGCGGAUGGCACCUUCCGUAUCCGUCGUUCCAGUACGCCCCAGGAGACAAGGGAUCCGUCAAUGGUUUCUAUAAAGUUCGCGGAGUGGAUGUGUUCAAUGAAACCAGCCCCUACUCACAAAUAGUCGAAUAUCUGGAGUUGUAGUUCAACAAACAGUUUAUGAAUCAAAAGAACAUAUUUAAACAAAGUGAAAGCAAACAUAAUCAGGUUUCGGCUAGGCGCUUGUGGACCUAUCUACUCUCUAUCUGUCUCUCUAGGAAUGGACUGAUUUCACCGGCACAAUCUUCUGGACUUGCGCCUUCGCCUUAACGCCGGCAAUAUCAUAUAUACAUACAUUAUAUAUAUAUAUAUAUAAAGAUAUUUAUAGUACAUUAUCUGUGUUGUGUUCGUAAUAUAUAAAUGCCUUUAUCCUUUAGUGGAAACGGCUAAAGCGU